CAACAUCAAACCCUCCUUCCGUCCCUGCUUUUUACCUCUCCUCCUCCUCUCUCCAAUUCCUUCAUUUCUCGUCCAAUUGCCAGUACACCGGCAACAGAUCGGCGACACUCUCCGCCUCCUUUCUCCAAUUCCUUCUCUUCUCGUCCAAUUUCCGGUACACCAGCAGCAACGAUCAGUUUGUAUCACCGAGUUCCCAAGCCCUUGCUUGCAGAUCACCUCUUAAUUUUCGCCUCCUCAUAAGUCGCUCGUAAACUUCAGAAAUGGCGAGUUACUAUGACAUUGGCGAUAUUCUCACCGAUGAAGAGUUUGUUCCCGUGGUAUUUCACAAGGCGGCAAACGGAGUGAUAAUUGAUCCGAGUUCUGAAACAAAUUCUGUUGAACAAGGUGCGAAGGUCGAGCUGCAGUUGUGGCUUGCUCAGGAGUUACACUGGAGGCAAGCUGUGUCGAUUAAUGUUCCUCCCUGUUUCAAUCAGAGAACAAGGCUUGAAAUCCAAGCUGAUGCUGCAUGUGUGGAUCUUAGAUCUCGGUGUCCUUAUUUCUAUGAAUUUGGAUGCAAGAUACUGCCUCUAGUUGGUGAUAAAACCGUUGAAUUCUUGCUCUUAUCUGCAUUCAAGAUCAGGUAUAAAGAAAUUCUGACCAAGGCUUACACUGCAGCAUACAUGGCAACUUCCAAAGUCCCAACACUUCUAACAAGAGAAGAAACCAACCUGUAUGAGGCUGCUCAGUCUUCCAUGUCAGCCUUUAAGAUAUGGCGGAUGGGUGGCCCCAGAUUGCAAAGAGCUUCAGUUCUUGGGAGGAAAAGGAAAUCUAUUGACUAGGUGCUAAUUCUAACUUGAAAAUAACUCUAAUCCAGUCACUCACUCACUGACUGGCACUGCACUCAAAUUGUUUGGUCCUGCAUGUGCAAAGUACUUUUGCUUCAAGUGGAGAUUCCAUCUGUUGUGUUCACUAUAAUCGAUUCCAUGAGUCAUGAUAACAACUUGACUUGAUUUUAUACCCUCUUCUUUCGGUAAAAAGAAAAGGACAGAUUCCAA
This is a messenger RNA of Rubroshorea leprosula, 1034 nucleotides long. NCBI's taxonomy places the organism in Eukaryota, Viridiplantae, Streptophyta, Magnoliopsida, Malvales, Dipterocarpaceae. The record is from the annotation of a GenBank genome assembly.